GAUAACACUCAUGGAUGUUCCAGUAUUCAAAGCCAUCCAACCAGAUGAGCUUUCCAGUUGUGGAUGGAAUAAAAAAGAAAAAUACAGUUCUGCCCCAAAUGCAGUUGCUUUCACAAGAAGAUUUAAUCAUGUAAGCUUUUGGGUAGUUAGAGAGAUUCUUCAUGCUCAAACGUUAAAAAUUAGAGCAGAAGUUUUGAGCCACUAUAUUAAAACUGCUAAGAAACUGUAUGAGCUGAAUAACCUCCAUGCGCUUAUGGCAGUGGUGUCCGGCUUACAAAGUGCCCCAAUUUUCAGGUUGACCAAAACGUGGGCGUUAUUAAGUCGAAAAGAUAAAACUACCUUUGAAAAAUUAGAAUAUGUAAUGAGCAAAGAAGAUAACUACAAAAGACUCAGAGAAUAUAUCAGUAGCUUAAAGAUGACACCUUGCAUUCCCUAUUUAGGUAUCUAUUUGUCAGAUUUGACAUAUAUUGACUCUGCAUACCCGUCAACCGGCAGCAUUCUAGAAAAUGAGCAAAGAUCAAAUUUAAUGAAUAACAUCCUUAGAAUAAUUUCCGAUUUACAGCAGUCCUGCGAAUACGAUAUUCCCAUGUUGCCUCAUGUCCAAAAAUACCUGAACUCUGUGCAAUAUAUAGAAGAACUACAGAAGUUUGUGGAAGAUGAUAAUUACAAGCUUUCCUUAAAGAUAGAGCCAGGGACAAGCACACCACGUUCUGCUGCCUCCAGGGAAGAUUUAGUAGGUCCUGAAGUAGGAGCAUCUCCGCAAAGUGGAAGAAAAAGUGUGGCAGCUGAAGGACCCUUGCUGCCCCAGACGCCCCCAUCCCCGCGGAACCUGAUCCCACACGGGCAUAGGAAGUGCCACAGCUUGGGUUAUAAUUUCAUUCACAAGAUGAACACAGCUGAGUUUAAGAGUGCAACAUUCCCAAACGCAGGACCAAGGCAUCUCUUAGAUGACAGCGUCAUGGAGCCCCACGCCCCAUCUCGAGGCCAAGCUGGAAGCUCCACUCUGUCUAGUGGGAUAUCAAUAGGUAGCAGUGAUGGUUCUGAACUAAGUGAAGAGACCUCGUGGCCUGCUUUUGAAAGGAACAGAUUAUACCAUUCUCUCGGCUCGGUGACAAGAGUGGCACGAAAUGGCUAUUGGAGCCACGUGAAGGCCAGCAGUUCUGCAGAAUCAGAAGAUUUGGCAGUACAUUUAUACCCAGGAGCGGUUACAAUUCAAGGUGUUCUCAGGAGAAAAACUUUAUUAAAAGAAGGCAAAAAGCCUACAGUAGCAUCCUGGACAAAAUAUUGGGCAGCUUUGUGUGGGACCCAACUUUUUUACUAUGCUGCCAAAUCUCUAAAGGCUACGGAAAGAAAGCAUUUCAAAUCAACCUCAACUAAGUACGUGUCUGUGGCGGGAUGGAUGGUGGUGAUGGCCGAUGACCCCGGACACCCAGAUCUCUUCUUGCUGACUGACUCAGAGAAAGGAAAUUCAUACAAGUUUCAAGCUGGCAGUCAGAUGAAUGCAAUGCUGUGGUGUAAGCAUUUGAGUGCAGCCUGCCAAAGUAACAAACAACAGGUUCCUACCAACUUGAUGACUUUUGAGUAAAAACCUACAAAAGCAGGAAGGUGCACUGUUUCUCUGACGUGAGGGAGCGCCAGCUGCAAACUGAUCCUGUGCCAGGAAGGAACCCACGGUCCUGACCUAGCCUUCGGGGUUCUGAACCAAACAGCACUCAUUUCAGGGACUGAAACAAGAACUCCUUGGAGUUGCACACCGAGCUGCCACGGACCAUGCUUCUCUCUGAACCGACCUGUGGAAACCACUGCCUUAACCGAAUGCAAGGAGGCCCGGCACCGACACCAAGUAGUGUGUGUGUGAAUCUCCCGUCGGGGCGGUGCUUGCAGUAGGGCGAAGCUAGUUUGUGUUUCCUUUAACUUUGUACUCAUUUUGGAGGGGGCAAUCACCUUUUUUUAGAUACACUUUAAAAGGGGAAGGGGGGAAACAAAAAACAAAAAAACACCUGGGCUACAUCAGGCGCUGGUUUUGAACCGAGCUGUUAAAGAUAUUUGGCGUGGUAGGAAUUCCACCAGCAACCCGCGUGAAGGUUGUACUGCACUUCCGCUGGCCCAAAGCCUCACCCACUUUCUCACAGCUCAAGUGUGGGAAUUUAGAAAAGAUGAUCAGAUGAAUCGGGCCGGUUUUUCUGUUGUUGUUGUUUCUGCUUUGUUAUUUACUUUGUUUGGGGCAGGAGGAGUUUAGUGUAGCUUGGUUUAGUUUUGUUUUUCUUUUUAACACUAAACUGAAAUUUCUUGGUGGGUGGGGAGCGCGGGACCCGUUGUUUUCUGCGAGAAGGAUGAAGGCUGUGUUCCCGUGGCAGACACAGCACGAUGGCUCCUGGCUGGGCGCGGAGCACCAUCCUGUAGGGAAGUCACUGUUGGACCACAGCCGGGCUUUCCAGGGAGGACCGUCAGCCACACCUCAGCUUCGCUGGGUGACCUUAGGGGAAAUUCUACUCUUCACGUGCAUUGGGUGAGGUCCUCUCUCUCCAUCACUGGUGAUUUUUAUCAUCAAGGAUGAGAUGUUGACAUUUUUUCCAGUAUAUUUUCUUUCACAGUGUUCAGUGUGCAUAAUGCCAGAGGUAUUUUUUAUUAUUAUUAGUUUUUUUAUUUUUGUUUGCUAUGAGAUGACAGGAUCACAUUUGCUUGAAAGAGAUUCCACGUGUGUGUAUGUAUAUAUAUACGUAUAUAUGUAUUUUGUCAUAAGACAUACAGAACAAUUUUUAAAAGCGGAGAGCUUGAAAUUCUAGGAAUUUUAAGUAUGGAAACUUUCCUCCUUAGCUAGCUUCAAAGCAAAGCAUUUUCCAGAAAGCCUGCUACAGAUCCCUGCCAUGAAACCAUAGCUCUUGUCAGUCGUUGAGCAAGCAGGUAUGUGAGAGCUCAUCUAUGCAAUAGUGUAUUUUCAUUUCCAAAACUACCAAACCAUGAACAACCCCACCACCGCCUGAAGGCGAGGUGCUGGGCACUUUGAACCAAAAAUGGCUCUGGCACAGGGUCCAGGUGGUGGGUGGAUGCUGCAGACCCGGGAGCAUCAGUCAGACCAAUGUUAGCGGUGGCCCAGAGGAAGAAGGCUUUUUGACUGAUACUGUCUAAAACACCUCGUGCCGCUUGUAAAAAGAGGUUUCCUCACAUUUAUAUUGUUGGAGAAUUUUAUACUUUUUUAAAUCACAAGUAUUUUGCCCUUGCCUCUGAAACGUGAUGGAAAAUAUUACCUAUAUAAGAAGAUUAGCUAAAAGCCCAUUGUAAGGAAAGCAGAAGAGUCUUUUGGUUGGUGUGGGUGUUAGCUUUUGAAGUUUUCUGCUUGGAGAAGGUGUAAGCAGAGUUGGGGUGCUUUGGAAAUGCCAUGGCUUCUGGCUCUUUAGGAAGUGACGGCGGGACACGGCAGCUGGGAGAGGGCAGAAAGCUAGCCGGGCUGAGUGCUCUUUUUCCCUUCUCGAGCUGCACCCACCUGGGGUGGACACAGGACCCUGUCUGCUCAGCCAGCAGUAUUACUGUGCUGUGGACCUUGCACAUCUGAACUUUGUCUUGUUUUGUUUUAAUUCCUUGAUCUGUUUAUUUCUCUAACGAAAUAAGCAUCUUAACAGAGUACAUGUUUUUGUUUUUCAAAAAGAGAAUACUGUGGAUGAGAACCCUGUGGAUUUUAAAUGACAUAGCCAUCAAUAAGCUAGCAUGGGUGGGUUCGAGGUUAACCCCUUCUGUAGAGGGUGCAACUGAAAGCCAAAGCCUGACACCAACUGUUGCCAAAGAGAGAGGGAGAGGGAGAGCUAAGCUGGAAGGUGUGUGUGACCCCCACCCCUCUCUCCUCCAGCUCAUGGGUGCUUGCCUAGUCGAGCUCUGUAGACAGACGUGGCCUUUGGGUGCCUGGUAACUCCUAGCUAAUGUAAUGGUGCAGUGGGGGUCAUCAGUUUUCGACCUUCAAAUGUGUCCAUUCGAAAGCUCCGGCACUGCUUCUAAAGAAGACCAUAUGUCGUAUUUAAAACAAAUUGAAACCUGGGAGCAAAGUGAAAGUCAAAACUGUGUCGGUGAACGUCUUAUGUGCAGUUCACCAAAUGACAUCUGGUGGUUCAGACAAAGAAAAUAUAUUAUUACCAAAAUGUGUUAAAUAUUGAGGUGAAAAUUGUAGUGGGAAGAUGAUUAUUCACCCCUCUUAGUAAGCUUCUACCUCCAUUGUAAAUUAGUGGCUCAAAAGCUCAAAAAAUAUCCAUCAAAAAUAAGCUCAAUUUGUUUUUCACCUAGCCAAGUAGAACUACUUAGAAGCCAACUGCACCUUAAAUCUAACCUGGUUUGUGACAUGGCUGAGGCCUGGCAUGUGAAAGGUCUGGAGCCAGUAGGAUUGGAGCCAGAAUGCAGUUUGAAGAACAUCUCCUUUAACAGUUUAUUUGAACCUGGAGGCUUGUGACUCAUUUGAAAGAAGCUACAGCUCUGGGGACAUGGAGCUGUUGUGCUCUCUACCGCCCCCUGCGUGCUCAGGCUCUGCUUGUUGUUCAGAGUGUAACUUUACCGGAACCUCCUACCUGUAAGGAUUGAAAGAGAACUGGUCAAACACACCUCCUGAUUUUGCUUUCUUAACUAUGUAAAUGUUAGUCGUAUGACCACGAACAGAAAAAGAGAUCCAGGCCAUUCGAUUGGGGGUGGGGGUUCUUUCUCCCCCCAUAGGCCUGUGCUUCAAUGGGUAGAUAAUGUCAUAUGACUAGUUGCACUAAUUUGUUUGUAUCAGGUCUUAAUAUCAAGAGUCAAGAUGUUUAUAACUGCAAAGGUUUUAUAACUGGGUUUAUUCCUCUUCAAGACAGUUGUUUGGGGGGCAGUGUGGGGGCGCCCUAGAAGCACUGUGGAAAAUGUUUACAGUCUGUAACGAAAGCACUCUAUCUGUGAGGGCAGCCUGUUGGCCUCGGGGAAUAAUCAUUAGAACUCACCAUGGGCAUAAGUAUUUCUUCUCUCUCCUUUCUUGGUUGGUUUUGUUGUUGUUGUUGUUGUUUGUUUGUGCUAGGUUAAAUCUAUCAAUUAUAUACCAUUACUACCAGAAACAAAACUGUAGGGCAAACAUCAUUAAAUUGGAAACCAGUAGUCAUAGUAAAUUAACUUCCUUAAGUUUUUAAGAGGGUAUGUCCACUCUUCACUUCCAGCCUGUUUUGAGCCAUACGCCAGUUAGUAAACCACCAUCUUCUCUACGGGCGCAAGAGGAACUAGUGUGGGUUAGCAGAAGAGAUUCCCUGAUGAAAGAAAUCCUCUGCUGAAAAGCCUCUUGAAAUCACUGGGUCCCUCCUUGAGGGUGGAGGGGGGUGGGGGUUGUGGUGAUGGGGUCCAUUGCAUGAAGCUCACAGAGCAGAUGGUGAUGCCUGGUUGGCUUCUCCAGUGCCGUUGAGGUUUGCUUUUAAACGCCCCUCCCACCCACUCUUUGGUACGAUCUCUCUCAAACAGCAGACUCUCCAGCCAGGGGGUAUUCUGGUUUUUCCCUAACCUGGAGGAUUUUUUAAGUUACUUAUUAAGCCAUGUUGAUGAUGAAUUCUUUUCUGUGUGAAGAUGGCCUUCUUGAGGUAAUUUAAGUCCUUUCUGGUUUUGAGCCCCUAAAAAUGGCUUGUGUCUCAGAUGAUUGUUUUCUGUUCCGAGAGACUUGGGUGGGCCAAGCUGAGCCUGUGGGCAGCAAUCCCAUCCCAUCAGUGUCUCCAGGUGCGCUGUGGGGAACACUUGGUCAGUGCCUUAUCCUUUUGAAGACCAAUCCCAGGGUGUCUUGGAUGACAAUCAUCUUUGGCCCCUCGGGCUCCUCUUCAGACAUGUGUGCGGCCCUCUUGCCACCAGCUUCGUCUUUCUCGCAGCAGGUGCAAGAAAGCUGCACAACUCCAUCUGCCAGGCCAUUGCUGGUGCCCUUCUUGGUGUGGACUAUGGACAAGCUCCCUCCCUCCCUUCCCCUCUCCCCCCCAGGGUCGGACAUUAAAACUGAACCCACCGCAUCAACCUUGAGACAGCUCGCUGGGAAGCCACUUGUUCUACAGAGAGGGCGUCAUCAGACGUCUGUGCCAGAUUAAGAUACUGCUCCACAUGGGUGUGGGGGUUCUCUUAUGCUGAGCGCCCCUGGGGCUGGCGUUGAGAUUUGGCUGUUUGGGUUCAUUCCUAACAUCAAGUAAAACUCAGAACAAACCAGUCAUCACUUAACCUGCCAGCUACUGUUGACUUGACGGUGGCAGGAAAGUGAAAAUAAUGCCAACGUAUAAACUAAAGGGGAGUUGGAGCCCAAGUUAGCGUCCUCUGUGAAAGCAAAGCUUGCGAAGCCUUCUUAUCGUUGCACGCCCUGGAACUCCUGUGUGACUGAGUCGACGUGCUAUUUUCACACUGCUUAAAGGGCUGCUGUGUGCUAGAGGCAGGCUAGGCAACGGUCCAGACGCCCGGAGGGAGGGAGGACUGCCCCUGGAGGCUUGCUAGCAGGAGUUAGGUUUUCUUCUAGCCAGUUGAGCUGCAGAGGGGGGAUGGAAUUAAAGGUACAGAGUACUUUGGGACGGAACACACACACACACACACACACACCCAAUAAGCUGAAAACUUUAUGAAUAUGAAUUGUGCUUUAUAUCUAACACGUAACAACAUUAACCCUUCCCCCCUUCCUCUGGAGGUAACGCCCACUAGAACUCGUCAUCAAUAUAGUUCAGUAAUGACUGACUGGGUAUGGCUGGUAAUAAGUCACAGGCUCUGAAGAGUGUCUCACGCCCUUACCAUCAACCAGCUCAUGGUUUUACACAACCCACCUUCACGGGGUGGGGACUGGUCCCCAGUGUGAGUUAAUGGAAGUCACAUCUCUGGGGCGGCUACCCAAUGAUGAUCAUUCUCCAGGAAAACACAAGCCAUUUUUAUUCCUUUGACCCACAAACUCGAGGUACCCCUGGCGAAGCACUCCACUGCACAAUGACCUUGGCGAGUGAUGUGCAGCGUGCUUCCUCUCACCUUUUUGUUGUUGUUUUUCUUUGUAAUAUGCAAAUAUGAGUGUGUGGUCUUUAGUGUGUUUGCAUAAGCUAACAUAAAAUGAAUUUAAGUACAAAUUUCUGACAUUUCUAUUGAAAUAAAUUACAUAAAAAUAAA
Echinops telfairi (small Madagascar hedgehog) is the source of this 7104-nucleotide messenger RNA. RefSeq names its product Ral GEF with PH domain and SH3 binding motif 2 (gene RALGPS2). Gene Ontology annotation, cellular component: plasma membrane. NCBI's taxonomy places the organism in Eukaryota, Metazoa, Chordata, Mammalia, Afrosoricida, Tenrecidae. The transcript has 17 exons. Gene Ontology annotation, molecular function: guanyl-nucleotide exchange factor activity. The coding region runs from base 11 to 1585 and encodes 524 amino acids. The record is from RefSeq and is a predicted model, not a curated record. Gene Ontology annotation, biological process: positive regulation of GTPase activity; Ras protein signal transduction.